GCCAUGCCCAUUGCCCCCCACAUCAUUCUGCGCCCCUUUUGCAUUAGCCCCGUUGGCCGCCGUCUUGGACGGCAUGCCCGGUUCGGCUUCCGCGCGAGCUCCGCCGAGGCAGUUAACUGGGAGAAGAAGCAGGAGAUCAGCAACACGAGGGAUAAGAAAGCCGCGGAGGACACCGGGUUGAAGGCUCUGUAUGAUGAUGGGUUCGGGAGCGUCACCAUGAAGGAUUACCUAGAGGCGGUUAGGAACAUGCCCAAGGACGACGGCGGGCCACCUCGAUGGUUCUGCCCCGUCGAGUGCGGCCGGCCGGUGGUUGCUAAUCCACCUCUGCUGCUGUUUUUGCCAGGAACCGAUGGUAUUGGAAUGGAACUCAUUUUGCAUCACAAAUCUUUGGCCAUGGUAUUUGAGGUGCGCAGCUUACACAUACCAGUGCAUGAUCGUACGCCAUUUGAAGGGCUACUACAAAUUGUGGAAGAAUGUAUCAAAUAUGAGAAAGCUUUGUCACCAAACAGACCAAUAUUUGUAAUUGGAGAUUCUCUUGGUGGAUGCUUGGCACUUCCGGUGGCAGCUCGCAGUCCAAACAGUGAUUUGGUUCUUGUACUAGUAAAUCCAGGUGAACCCCUUAAGAUGGCCAUGGUGAGCAUUCAAAAUGACCCUUCUCUUCAAGGGGCUCUGCCAAUGUUUUCACAAACUCUUAGCUCUAUGCUAACUUUAACUUCUGAAAUUGGACAUAUCAUAGAAAUGGAUACUGUUGUGUGGAGGCUCAAGCUUCUUAAGUCAGGUGCAGCCUAUGCCAACUCUCGUCUUCAUGCAGUACAAGCGGAAGUUCUGCUUCUUGCCAGUGGCAAUGAGAACCUUCCGCCAAGUGGAGAAGCAGAUCGACUGUUUAAGACGCUGAAAAAUUGCAAAGUUAGAUACUUUAGGAACCGGGGUCACACACUACUAAUGGAGCAAGAUUUUAAUCUGCUAACUGUCAUAAAAGGGGUCAACAUGUAUCGCCAAGGCAAAAAACGGGACAUUGUGACCGAUUUCCUUCCACCUACAUUUGCUGAGUUCAAGAAAUCAACUGAAGAUUUCAAACAACUCAAUGAAUUACUAAGCCCAGUUAUGUUGUCUACUCUGGAGACUGGAAAAAUUGUUCGUGGACUCACCGGUAUUCCUGACAAAGGUCCUAUCCUGUUUGUGGGUCAUCACCAACUCCUAGGGAUAGAGGUACCUUCACUUUUUCAAGGGUUCUUGAAAGAGAAGAAAAUAACUAUCCGAGCAUUGUCCAACCCAGUAUUUUUUGUUGGAAACAAUUGGGCUUUGCGUCAGGAGUUGUCUCUAUUCGAUGUAGUAUCCGUAUAUGGCGGAGUACCAGUCAGUCCAAUCAAUAUGUAUAAGUUACUUGAGAAAAAUGAAUCCGUUCUCCUCUAUCCAGGCGGUGCGCGGGAAGUUCUGCAUCGAAAGGGUGAAGGCUACCGGUGUUUUUGGUCAGAUAAACAAGAAUUUAUAAGAAUGGCUGCCAGAUUUGGAGUUACUAUCAUACCAUUUGGUUGUGUCGGAGAAGAUGACAUUUUGGAGAUAGCUAUAGAUUACAAUGAUCAAAAGAACAUCCCUUAUCUCAGAGACUGGAUAAAAUCAUUCAAUGCAGAUCUUCCAAGUGUAAGAGAUACUGUGAUUGGGGAGGAUGGGAACCAGGUCUUGCAUCUCCCUGUCGUUCUCCCUAAAAUACCAGGUCGCUUGUACUUCCUGUUUGGCAAGCCAAUCGAGACGAAAGGAAUGGACAAUCUCCUGAUGGACAAGAAACUAGCAAACGAUCUCUAUCUACACACAAAAUCUGAAGUGGGGAACUUAGUGUCUUAUCUUAAGAGGAAGAGAGAAGAAGAUCCUUACCGAAGUAUAAUGCGUCGCACUUUGUACCGGGCCAUUUUGGGUGCUUCAGCUCAAGUCCCUACUUUCAAGCCCUGA
Molecule: messenger RNA, 1947 nt
Organism: Triticum aestivum (bread wheat)
Lineage: Eukaryota; Viridiplantae; Streptophyta; Magnoliopsida; Poales; Poaceae
Product: acyltransferase-like protein At1g54570, chloroplastic
Exons: 12
Coding region: 4-1947 (647 amino acids)
Cellular component (GO): membrane
Source: RefSeq, a predicted model, not a curated record